Bipolaris oryzae ATCC 44560 is the source of this 729-nucleotide messenger RNA. RefSeq lists its product as uncharacterized. The record is from RefSeq and is a predicted model, not a curated record. The coding region runs from base 1 to 729 and encodes 242 amino acids. Lineage: Eukaryota; Fungi; Ascomycota; Dothideomycetes; Pleosporales; Pleosporaceae. The transcript has 2 exons.
AUGAUCAAGAACGUCUCAGCCAGCUCUACUACAAGGCCUGGGAUGCUCCCAAGUGCCGACAGCAUCACUGAGCGCUCGCGAAAGUUUUACGAUGGAACAUACACGUGGGAUUCCGAAGGCUUCACCGACGACAUGGGAGUAUAUCGCACUUUUGACUGCUAUGACCCGGAUGCGCGAGCUCCAACACCACUACCUCCUAUGUUUUUGAGCGAUGAUGAAGGAGACGAGGUGCUGCAAUGUGGCGCUGGCGCCAGCAUAGAGACUCUUGCAUUGGCACCAGACGUUGAAAACGAAGGAAUCAUAGCAACAGCACGCUGCGAUGAAUCGUCUCGUGGUCAUGCCGAUAAAAAGAAUUUCAUCGGAGAGAAAGACGGGGCCUUGCAAGACACUAUCACACCACCUGCUAGUCCCGCGGUUAAGAAACCCGCUACAGCUAGAGUCGGGAACAAGCACCGCAAUCCCAUAACGCCUCCAAAAGACGUCAAGUCAAAGGUUCAGACUCCUUCGCCCUCGUCUUCGGGUCUCUCAGACUGCCCGUCGGAUCUAUCUGAGUGGGACGUAGGCCUUCCGGUAAGUAUUCAUGCUAAUAGCAUAACCUUUUGUGGCACUGCUGAGAAAGGUUUAGAAUCUGAGUCAAAAGAAGACUAUAAAGACGAGCAAACUGCAAGAGUCUCCUCUGAAAGAGAAAAAGUCAAGAGUUUCGACUCGAGGGGUUGCACAGAAGGUUAA